AGCGAAUACGGUUAGAACAGACUCCCGUUAGAGUGGGGCAGCCUCGAAGCCGAAAGGGUUUUCUCGGCCACAUUUGCACCUUAGACUUCUGUUCGUUUGAUCCUGGGCUGGUGCCUUUGAAACACGCGGAGCUCCCCACCUCCCGCUUUGCGGGCGGGAGUCAAACUACACGUCCACCCCGGGGCCUUGGUAGUUGUAGUGGAACUAACUCCCCGCGCGUCCUCUCCCCGGGGACCCUGAAGGGCGAGAGCGGGGGCUCAGAGGUUUGGACGUUUAACUGGGCUCGGCGAGAAAAGGCGCGCGGGGAGCGCCCGGGGGCGUCCAGGGAGACCAGGUCAACUCGUGGAAGGCUGACAGGUCCAGAUCGUCCCUGGGAGGCGUUCUCUCCCUCCUGGUGAACUGACUGGGACAAGUUGGGUUGAUUUUGACGGGUGCGUCUUGUGAUCCGAGAGCAGAGCUGGGCUUGCGCCGGGGCGGGCUCCCCCCAUUGUUUGGGCUCUGGCGGGGAAGGCAGUGAUGAUCCUCCCCGACCACCCGUAAGGCUUUGGGGUACCCCCCCGCUAUUGUGCCGGUGCCCCCCCCCGUCCUUCCCGGCUCCCCUCUCUCGGCGCCCUCCCCCCACGCCAGCCAGGGGACGGGGCAGGAACCCGCCGGUCCCUGGGUAAUUUUCGGGGCGCGCUGCCCUGGGGCGCGAGGUACUGCUACCGCGCCGACUCAUGGAAACAAUGAAAGGUGACGUGUUGGAGGGGAAACUUCGCGACUGGUUCGGAGCCCUUGCGGGGGAGCGGAGACUGCCGAGGUUGCCCGGGUUUCUUUCCCUUUUUAGGUUUUCCUGGCAAAUCCUCUGCGGGUGGGCAGGCCCCUGAGGAGGUUGAGAUUCACGGCCCCGUUUUCAGUUUCUUCUUGUAACCUGAAACUCCAAGGCCUGGGUUUGCUCUCACUCGUGCGGUCGGAGGGGCGACUUCAGCGGGGGCCGAGGAGUUGGCGGAACAAAAGCUCCCGGGCCGGCCGGGCCGGGCUACUCCCUCGGCGAGUCCCUGUAGGUCCUGCCCACCCCCGCCCCGGCCUCCAGCCACCUGGGGGCCCCGCGCCCAGUGGCCUCCGCUAGGGCUCCGGAAGAGACCUGGCUCGCCGAGUUGGCCUGUCCGUUUUAUAAAAGUCCGUGAAAAUCUUUUCAAGUUUUGUUGAAAACAAAAGCACUUAAAAACUCAAUCGCGGAGCCGGGGAUUUGGUAAGACUGGUUUGUGACAAUAGUGUCUCGUCUUAGAAAACUGAGAAUGCCCAAAAGAUCUCCCCAGAAGAUUUUCAAACAAGCAGGAGAUUCGUUGAGGAAAAUCCCCUAAGUCUCUUUGCUCCCGGUUUCUGACGAUGUGGGAUUCUUGCUUCAGACUUCUGCGGCUGGGUUCUUCCCAGCGCUCCUUGGAUUUAGUGCCUGGGGGGUUAAGUACGUUUCCCGUCGCUUCUCCUGAGAUGUUCUGAUCAGGAAACCUGUUAGGUGUUGUUGCCGCGUCUGGCAGUGAGACCGAGGAUGAUGACAGCAUGGACAGCCCCCUGGACCUCUCCUCUUCUGCUGGCUCAGGCAAGAGAAGGCGGAGGGGCAACCUGCCCAAGGAAUCCGUUCAGAUUCUCCGCGAUUGGCUGUAUGAACACCGAUACAAUGCUUACCCCUCAGAGCAAGAAAAAGCGUUACUGUCCCAACAAACACACCUCUCUACACUACAGGUCUGUAACUGGUUUAUCAACGCCCGGCGCAGGCUCCUCCCCGACAUGCUGAGAAAGGAUGGCAAAGAUCCAAAUCAGUUCACAAUUUCCCGCCGAGGAGCCAAGAUAUCUGAAGCCAGCUCUGUGGAGUCAGCAACAGGCAUCAAAAACUUCAUGCCGGCUCUAGAGGAGAGCCCUUUUCACUCCUGUACAGCUGGACCCAACCCAGCCCUAGGGAGGCCACUGUCUCCUAAGCCAUCACCCCCAGGAUCCAUUUUGGCUCGUCCAUCAGUUAUCUGUCAUACCACUGUGACUGCAUUGAAAGAUGUGCCUUUCUCUCUCUGCCAGUCAGUUGGUGUGGGACAAAACACAGAUAUACAGCAGAUGGCAGCCAGCAGCUUUACAGACACCUCCCUCAUGUACCCAGAGGACACGUGUAAAUCUGGACCAAGUACACACACACAGAGUGGUCUUUUCAACACUCCUCCCCCUACUCCACCGGACCUCAACCAAGAUUUUAGUGGAUUUCAGCUUCUGGUAGAUGUUGCACUCAAACGGGCUGCAGAAAUGGAGCUUCAGGCAAAACUUAUGGCUUAACCCCUUUUUUCAAGCAAAACAGUUCUCAGAAAUGUUAUGAUUGCUGGGAUGAUGGCAAGAGAUGAAUUGCAUUAUUUUAUAUAUUUUUUUAUUAAUAUUUGCACAUGGGAUUGCUAAAAUGAAGCUUCCUGUUACUGAGAUGUUGUCAAUGGAAUACAGUCAUUCCAAGAACUAUAAACUCAAAGCUACUGUAGAAACAAAGGGUUUUCUUUUUUAAAUGUUUCUUGGUAGAUUAUUCAUAAUGUGAGGUGGUUCCCAAGAUCAUGUGAUUUUUUUUUUUCCUCCCCUUUUUUUUGUUGAUGUCUUUUUCAGACUGUGCAAUACUUAGAGAACCUAUAGCAUCUUCUCAUUCCCAUGUGGAACAGGAUGCCCACAUACUGUCUAAUUAAUAAAUUUUCAAUUUUUUUCAAACAA
This is a messenger RNA of Mesoplodon densirostris (Blainville's beaked whale), 2712 nucleotides long. It is a transcript of the gene TGIF1, whose product is annotated as TGFB induced factor homeobox 1. The transcript is spliced from 3 exons. Bases 1540 to 2298 code for a protein of 252 amino acids. Gene Ontology annotation, molecular function: DNA-binding transcription factor activity, RNA polymerase II-specific; RNA polymerase II cis-regulatory region sequence-specific DNA binding. The record is from RefSeq and is a predicted model, not a curated record. Lineage: Eukaryota; Metazoa; Chordata; Mammalia; Artiodactyla; Ziphiidae. Gene Ontology annotation, biological process: regulation of transcription by RNA polymerase II.